Molecule: messenger RNA, 726 nt
Organism: Zea mays
Lineage: Eukaryota; Viridiplantae; Streptophyta; Magnoliopsida; Poales; Poaceae
Product: protein FATTY ACID EXPORT 1, chloroplastic
Exons: 6
Coding region: 1-726 (241 amino acids)
Biological process (GO): fatty acid transport
Cellular component (GO): chloroplast inner membrane
Molecular function (GO): fatty acid transmembrane transporter activity
Source: RefSeq, a predicted model, not a curated record
AUGGCCUCCAGGACGUCGCCGCUGGUGUUCAAGAGGGUGGCCGGGAUCCGAACCAUCGCUGAGUCCGGCCGCUUCAAGCCAUGGACUACAAUGUGCGUGAAUGCAGACUAUACCACUCCUGCUGAUUCUGUCGCCACCUCGGAGCAAACAGGUGGUGAAGCUGAGGCCACCUUAGAAACAGGUGGUGAAGCUGCAGCCACCUUGGAGCAAACAGGUGGCGAAACCGAAGAGCCGACCAUUGUAGCACCUGCUAAUGAAUAUACAGAGCAGGAGGCUGCUCCUCAGCAGAAGUGUGCAAAGAUACACGACUUUUGCCUAGGGAUACCUUUUGGUGGACUUUUACUCUCCAUGGGCCUUAUUGGAUUUCUCUUCUGGAGGAGCCCUGCGAGUCUUACCUUUGGCGUUGCACCUGGCCUUGCCAUAUUGGCCCUGGCUGUACUUAGCCUCAAGGUCUGGAGGAGCGGGAAGUCCAGCUUACUGUUCAUACUGGCGCAAGCAGGCAUUGCCGCUGCGGUAGCAUGGAAGCACGGCCAGGCGUACACCACUACGAGGAAGCUGCUUCCGUGGGGCUUCUACGUCGCGCUGAGUGCCGCAAUGAUCUGCUUCUACUCCUACGUUCUUGGCAUAUUUAUUUUGACGAAUACUAAAGAAUUGCAACUACCAUUCACUAUACUUCAAAAUGGAGAAGUUUCUACCAGCAAACAUGGAUGCAAUUAUGCGUCUUAA